AUGCCCAGUCUAGAUUCAUUUAUUUCCGAUGAUGAGGAAGAGCUGUGUCCUCUCUGUGUAGAGGAGAUGGACUUGUCGGACAAGAACUUCAAACCAUGUCCGUGUGGUUAUCAGGUUUGUCAGUUCUGUUAUAACAACAUCCGUCAGAAUCCACAGCUGAAUGGACGGUGUCCAGCGUGUCGUCGUCCUUAUGACGAUGAGACUGUCGAGUAUAAGAUGAUCUCGCAAGAGGAAUGGAAGCAGGAUCAUCUUCGACAGGCUCGUAAAGAGCGGGAACGAAAACAGCGGGAACGGGAAAAGAAGGAGACGGAACAGCAGCAGAGCUCGAAAAAGCAUCUCUCUGGCAUGAGAGUCAUUCAAAAGAACCUUGUGUAUGUUAUUGGACUGAAUCCUAAUAUCCCUACUGAGGAGUUGCAUAAUACUCUACGGGGAGACCAGUUUUUUGGUCAGUACGGAAAAAUCCAGAAGAUUGUCAUCAAUCGUCGUAAUAACGCCAAUGGUAACCCAGGUCUGGGUGUAUAUGUGACUUUCGCUCGUAAAGAAGAUGCUGCCAAGUGUAUUGCUGCUGUUGAUGGAUCAAUUAAUGACGGCAAGUAUCUGCGUGCUGCUUAUGGUACCACCAAGUAUUGUUCUUCUUACUUGCGUGGCCAGCCAUGUCCCAAUCCUAAUUGCAUGUUUUUGCACGAACCUGGUGAGGAAGCUGAUUCGUAUACCAGACAGGAUCUGUCGACGAUUCAACAUGCUGCUAGAGGUGGAAGUGGUAGUACUGGAACUGCAAACUCGGGUCCUGGAUCAAGUGGUUCGGGCCCUGGAUCUGCUAGUUCGGGUCCAACUUCUGGUCCUGCUUCUGCCGUGGCAGCAGCUGCUGUAGCUUCUAGUGGAGUAGCUGCCUCGCCAGCUCCUGCUCAAAGAGUCAUGUCUCGAUCAUCGACCAGGUUGGUAGAUUCAAAUCAUGGUGAGGAUGACAAGGAAGCACCUGCUCUUCCUGCCUCUGUAUCAUGGGCUCAUAAGGCAUCUCCUCCAUCUGUUGCAUCGAAAUUACAUAUUGGCAAAUCCGGCGGCGAUGUCUCGGCUCCAGGAACUGCUCCUGCCAGUCCAUCUACGUCUGCCACUGUCACUGCUGCUUCUGGUACUGCUAAUGCAAGCAGUUCUGGGGCCGGUUCUGCAGAUUCAGUUCCAUCUCAUCUGUUACCACAACCUGAGCCACAGCAAAUUGAUCCUGCUAUCAAGAUUAUUAACGAGAAUUUGGAAUGUCUUUCCAACAAAUCUUCAUUCAGUUUUGUGUUUUCGUCCAAUAUUCUUUCUGAGGAUGAUUUGAAUAAUAGUCUACCACCAUUCUUUUCAUUUUCCAAGACUGCUGUUAGCAAGGAGCCUGCUGCUAUUGAUACUGGCAAGUUUGCUUCUUUAUUCGCUUCUUUCAACAAGACUGGUGGUCUGGGGGCUAAUAAAGGAUAUAAUCUUUUAUCUUUGGCCGAGACUGACGAACAGUUACUUCAAUCACAACCUCGUCAACCACCUACCCAACCUCAGUCACAAUCACAACAGCCUCCAACACAGCAACCUGGACAAGGUCAGCUGGGUCCUCAAUAUAGCAAUGAGGUGCCUGUAGCAGCUGCCACGCCUCCACCAGGUCUCUUUUCAGGCCAACAACCCAUCCAAAACCACAUGCAACCAACACAAAACAAUCAAAACAGCCAGGAGUUAUUAGCCCAUUUAAUGAAUGGCGGUUCUAAAGGUGAGAACUAA
Messenger RNA from Sugiyamaella lignohabitans, 1746 nucleotides. It is a transcript of the gene MOT2, whose product is annotated as CCR4-NOT core ubiquitin-protein ligase subunit MOT2. Gene Ontology annotation, biological process: protein ubiquitination. The record is from RefSeq and is a predicted model, not a curated record. The transcript has a single exon. Gene Ontology annotation, cellular component: CCR4-NOT complex. Gene Ontology annotation, molecular function: metal ion binding; ubiquitin-protein transferase activity; RNA binding. Lineage: Eukaryota; Fungi; Ascomycota; Dipodascomycetes; Dipodascales; Trichomonascaceae. Bases 1 to 1746 code for a protein of 581 amino acids.